AUGCCAGCCAAGACCCCCAUCUACCUGAAGACCUCGACGCCGAAGCGGGGCCGGAAGCUGCGGCUGCGGGACGUGCUGUCGAGCGACAUGAUCAGCCCGCCGCUGGGGGACUUCCGGCACAGCGCCCACAUCGGGCCGGAGGGCGAGGGCGACAUGUUCGGGGAACUCUCCUUCCUGCAGGGCAAGUACGACCUGCUGCCCAGCCUGGGCCGCCGCCUGGCCUCGCAGAGCGCCCAGGCCGUGGGCCAUGAGCCGGCCUGGGGCCCCGCCGCCAGCGGCUACCGCAGCCUGCUCAAGAGCGCCAUCUCCCUGCCCGUCUUCAGCGGGGCGCCCAGCCCGGAGCAGGCGCCCCCCAAGCCGCCCCGGCUGCACCUGGAGGAGCUGCCCAGCAGCCAGCGCUCCAUGUCCGUGAGCUGCGGCGAGGGCUGUUUCCACAGCGGCCAGGGCCUGGCCUUCUCCUCCAUCUCCCACUACGACCAGCUGCCCUCCUCCGUCUCCUUCUCCGCCGCCUCCUCUGAGGGCUCCUUCCCGGGCCCCUGGGGGCUGGGCUACGGCGCCCGGGCCGGCACGGACACCCAGGAGCCCCCGUACUCUCCCGGGGCCUCUGUCCCGCGCUCCGAGUCCCUGCUGGGGCUGGACCUGGACCUGGGCCCCUCCAUCCUGGACGACGUGUUGCGGAUCAUGGAGGAGUACAAGCUGCCCAGCGCCAAGGCCCUGUAG
Messenger RNA from Emys orbicularis (European pond turtle), 720 nucleotides. RefSeq names its product cdc42 effector protein 2-like. Gene Ontology annotation, cellular component: membrane; cytoplasm. NCBI's taxonomy places the organism in Eukaryota, Metazoa, Chordata, Testudines, Emydidae. The record is from RefSeq and is a predicted model, not a curated record. Gene Ontology annotation, biological process: regulation of cell shape; positive regulation of actin filament polymerization; positive regulation of pseudopodium assembly. The transcript has a single exon. Gene Ontology annotation, molecular function: small GTPase binding. Bases 1 to 720 code for a protein of 239 amino acids.